Molecule: messenger RNA, 841 nt
Organism: Topomyia yanbarensis
Lineage: Eukaryota; Metazoa; Arthropoda; Insecta; Diptera; Culicidae
Gene: mRpL22
Product: large ribosomal subunit protein uL22m
Exons: 1
Coding region: 93-749 (218 amino acids)
Biological process (GO): ribosome assembly; translation
Cellular component (GO): ribosome; mitochondrial large ribosomal subunit
Molecular function (GO): structural constituent of ribosome
Source: RefSeq, a predicted model, not a curated record
UUACCCGAAACGUCAAACGUGAUCGUGCACUCCUCCCAGUUUAUCGCAUUUUACCAUUUGUACCCGAAUAAAAUCCCGUUUCCCAAUCCAGAAUGUCGCUCCUGCUGCGGAGUUUCCGUCGCAUAGCAAUUCCCAGCAUCAGCCACCAGAUUUUACCAGCAACAUUUACCGUACCCACCGUCAGCCAGCUCCACACGAGUACCGCCCUAUCCAAACACUGGAACACCCGCAACAUCGGUCCUCGCCGAUGGCUGGAGUACAACAAAGUCAUCUAUCCACCGCAAACACCGGACGAACCACCGCGGCCAGCAUUCGUGUGUCACCAGAAAACCAACAUUAAAUACAGCCCGAAAAAGAUGUGGUACAUCUGUAGCUUCGUCCGCGGGAUGACCGUCGAUGAGGCACUGAAGCAGCUCUCGUUUAUCGACAAGAAAGGUGCCACUGCAGUAAAGGAAACCAUUCAGGAGGCAAUCGAACUGGCUGUCCGGCGACAUAAUGUGGAGUUCCGAUCGAAUCUGUGGGUUGCGGAAUCGUUCUGCGGGAAGGGACGGGUGUUUAAGGGCUUCCGGCGGCAUGCUCGUGGCCGAUUCGGUGAGGUCGAAUACAAACACUGUCACUAUUUUGUGCGGCUGGAGGAGGGAACACCGCCGGAGCAUUACUACCCCGGACAGGAACCGAAGAGUGGGCCGCAGAUGCUGGACGAGUGGUUGGAGUCGAUGAGGAAGCGGAAGGUGAUUGGUUCGUUGUAGGGGGGUUGCUAAUGAUUAGUCGAGUGGUUAUCAUUUUGUCUUGAAAAAAAGUGUAUAUGAAGACAAAAAUAUAAGAUUUUUGAAUCCUAAAA